GUGAAGAUGCCCAUAGGAACAUUGGCCCCUGAUAAGCAAGCUGGGCGGCUGCUGUGUCACUCGUCAUUCAAGAGGACAAUUUCCGUGACUUGCAGACACCACUGACGGCUCUUGAAUAGUUGUGAUGAAGUAGAUGUUCGCGCUCGGUUGUGUAUUUUCACCGAUAACUCAGCUGGACAUAGAACAGAGAAGGACUUUGGUCUGUAGUUCUGGACAUCAAGAUUUCUUUGCUGAAAAUGGAUGCUGGUGCUGGGAAAAGGCUCCUCCAUGUGGACAUCCAUAUCAAUGAGCUUGAACCUUGGAGAGGAAUCCUGGAGCUUCUCAGCAGACUCCGUCCUCAUUGGAAGGCACAGGACAUUCAGAUGAAGACGUUCACAGGGGGCAUCACCAACCAGCUGAUCGGCUGCCACGUGGGCUCUUUUCAGGAGCCCGGUUGUGUUCUGGUGCGACUCUACGGCAGAAUGACGGAGCUCUAUGUGAACCGAAACAAGGAGGUGGAGAUGUUUCAGGUCUUCCACGCCCACGGAUGUGGUCCGCAGAUCUACUGCAGCUUCCAGAACGGCAUCUGCUACGAGUUUGUCAGAGGAACGGUCCUGGAUGAUGAGCUGCUCCGACAACCCUCCAUUUACAGAUUGAUAGCAGCAGAGGUGGGGAGAAUCCACUCUAUCCAGCCAAAAUGUGGUGUGUCUGUUGAACCUCUGCUCUGGACAAAAGUGUCCCACUUUCUCACACUGGUGCAGAGCAGUAUCAACAGCAGCCCAGCGGAGCAGCGCUGCACAAAAAGUUCUUUGGCUCGAGGAGAGAUACCCAGCUUGGACACUCUGUCAGUGGAGAUGGAGUCGUUGAAGAGACACCUCUCGCAGAUCGACUCGCCAACUGUCCUCUGCCACAACGACCUUCUGACCAAAAACAUAAUAUACAACAAGAAUGAGGGAAUGGUGAAAUUCAUCGACUACGAGUACGCAGAUUACAACUACCAGGCCUUCGAUAUUGGCAAUCACUUCAACGAAUUUGCCGGUGUGAAUGACGUCAACUACAGCCUGUAUCCGAGCCGGGAGCUGCAGAGGGACUGGCUGAUGGCCUAUCUGGAGAGUUACAAGCAGAGCACAGGGCGUGAGGUCACUGUUACCAAGGCAGAAGUUACACAGCUUUACAUCCACGUCUGCAAAUUCUCAUUGGCAUCCAACUUCUUCUGGGGUCUCUGGGCCAUCCUGCAGUCACACUUCUCCUCUAUCGACUUUGACUUCCAAAGAUAUGCCACGGCACGACUCACCUUCUACUUUGAGAAGAAAGAGGAAUAUUUUGGACUGACAGCGAGCUAGGAACGGAAACCAGAGGCACCAGUACAUUUCAGCAUUACCUUUUCUGUUAAUCCAAGGGUAGAUUUCAUUGAUGUGAACCCCGUCCAUCUUUGAUGCAUUGUACAAUAUCCACUGCAGAAUGAAAAGGCGCAGACUGAGCUUAUAAAAGUGCUCCCCAUUGUUUGUUGUUUCAGGCUGCAGCGUGACUUAAUAUGUUUUGCUAUCAUUGUGAUUUUUAAAAUAUUUGUUUACCACAGUCGGUAUACCAAUAAGGAUAUUUGGCAAAUUGAGAUGAAGCUCACGCCAGACACACAUUAAUUGUUCCCACAUUUAGUCGGAUCGCACAAAGCCACACAUACUGAUCCUGAUCAUAAAACCAAUGACAGGGUUAUUUUCUGCCUUGUUCGGUGCCUGUGACAAUUCUGAUGGAAAACAAGUUUUCAUUUAAUUGAAUUUCUAUUUUAGUUCUGUCUCUGUCCUAACAAAUUGUUAUGAGGCUGUUUUGUUGGUACCUCAUGAGAUGAUCAUUAAGCACGCAAUAAAUUGUACAUUUUGAAAUCUUUUACAAAUGUAUCAACCAUUAUUCAAAAGAGUGUUUAAAAAACAGUGUUUGACUAGUUUAAGCUGGUGUGUAUAUAAUGGUGUGUAUAUAAAUCGUCUAAGCAGUUUGUUUUAAAUUUCAUAAGGUGACUGGAGGCAGCCUAGCAUGUCGUGUUUGUUCUCUGUGGACUGUUAGUGGGUCCAACAGCAGCAACAGCUGGAGACUCUUUGAGCCAAACAGAAACCAAAGCUAUCUUUAACGUUUUUCAGUCUGAUUGAACAGUUAUUGAUUCACGUUAGCUUGAGUUUAUAGAGCUUGUUUUUUCAAGUUAAAUUAAUUUACUAACUUUGACGUAUAAGAAGACCUUGAACUAAUUCUUUAAGUUGAGUUAAUUGAGAAACCAGAUACAGAGGAUUUACAGUGCAGGAAGCCUGUUAUAUGGCAAAUACUUAGACUUGGGGUUUGGGUUAUUGCAGGAAUAGUACAGGAAUCUUUUAUAAUAUUAGUGAUGGCACCAGUAAGGUUCAUUUAGGUUUUUUAAAAGAGCGGGCAUGUAUAACGGGCCCCCAAACUGAAAAAACAUUCAGCUCAGUGUGUAACUGAAAGGCUAAUGAUUGGGUCAUGCAUCUAUAAUGGCUGGAAAGGUUUUGCAUGUUUAGACUGAUGGCAGAGGAGGCUGGACUGUGUGUGUUCCUGAAUCCCCUCGAUUGUCUGGUUUUCACCUAAGAGGAACUCACAUGUCAAUGCUUCGUUACACUCAUUCAUCUAUUUACAUUUCUCUUAUCUGUGCAGUGUGCUAACAUAGCAUGACAAAUUAAAGAAAAUGUCAGUUGCUCCAGGCAGUAUAUGGCUGACAGUAGCUUCUGCGAACUGAAAGCUGGAACAAUAUGUGUAGCCUACACGAGACAUCAACUCCAAGGCCAAGUGUGUAAGUGUUGAUAUUUUACUCAAGUAUGAAACUAAGUGUGAUAAAUAAACUGACGACUUAAA
Hippoglossus stenolepis (Pacific halibut) is the source of this 2832-nucleotide messenger RNA. RefSeq lists its product as uncharacterized. Bases 237 to 1322 code for a protein of 361 amino acids. The transcript has 8 exons. NCBI's taxonomy places the organism in Eukaryota, Metazoa, Chordata, Actinopteri, Pleuronectiformes, Pleuronectidae. Gene Ontology annotation, molecular function: ethanolamine kinase activity. Gene Ontology annotation, cellular component: cytoplasm. The record is from RefSeq and is a predicted model, not a curated record. Gene Ontology annotation, biological process: phosphatidylethanolamine biosynthetic process.